CUUAUUUGUUUACGAAACAUUUUCACUAUUUAUCUGAGUUAAAUCUAUAUUCUUAAGAGUCAUUAAUACUUUAAUCAUGGCUAUCAGAGCACAGUUUGAAGGGAACAAUGAAAUUGGUGUAUUUUCUAAACUGACAAAUGCAUAUUGCUUGGUGGCGAUUGGGGGAGCAGAAAAUUUUUACAGUAUAUUUGAAGGAGAAUUAGGUGAAACUAUUCCAGUAGUUCAUGCUAGUAUUGCAGGAUGUCGUAUUGUAGGUCGUCUCACAGUAGGAAAUCGCCAUGGUCUUUUAGUUCCAAAUACCACUACAGAUCAAGAAUUACAGCACAUACGAAAUUCAUUACCUGAUUCUGUUAAGUUGCAGCGAGUAGAAGAAAGGUUAUCUGCUCUUGGUAAUGUAAUCGCUUGUAAUGACUACUGUGCUUUAGUUCAUCCAGACUUAGAUAGGGAAACAGAAGAAAUAAUUACUGAUGUUUUAAAAGUUGAAGUAUUUCGACAUACAGUAGCUAGUAAUGCCCUAGUUGGUAGUUAUUGUACAUUUAGUAAUCAGGGUGGUUUAGUACAUCCUAAAACAAAUAUGGCAGACCAAGAUGAAUUGUCAUCAUUAUUACAAGUUCCUUUAGUGGCUGGUACAGUAAAUCGUGGUAGUGACGUGUUAGGUGGUGGAUUAGUGGUAAAUGAUUGGAUAGCAUUUUGUGGUCUUGAUACAACAGCUACAGAAGUCUCAGUUAUAGAGAGUGUAUUUAAAAUAGGAGACAAUCAACCCAGUAAAAUACAAACAGAAAUGAGAGAUUCUUUACUGGACAGUUUAACGUAAAGAGCUACUACAGUGCGAAAUUAUCAGUGCUAUUGGAUAUAUGAGAGUUGGUAUGGUGAAUUGAAUAAUGAAAAUUCCUCUCUCAAAGACACAGUUAACACUUAAUUUGUACCAUACUCCAAAGUAUAAAUCUAUCACAAGAGGGAAAUACUAAUGAUGGUGGUUGUAACUAUCUGUAUAAAGUAAUACAAACAAUAUUUUAAAGAUGUUCAUGUGUUCAUGGAGCUUCUUACAAUGGCAAAUUUAAUGGCUGUCAUUAACUAAAAUGAUGUAAAAUGUCAGAUGUAUGCAGGUGGACUCUUAAUUUUUAAGCAAAUUUGUCUAAAUAUAAUAAAAGAAUUAAAUGGUGAGGAAAAUUUUAACAGUAAUUUUCGGUAUGAUAGUUAAGGAUACUUGUGGCAAAAUAUAUUCUGCUUUACAUAUGUUUUAUUAGCUCAUUGUAAUUCUCUUUAGAUAUAUUUCCUGUAUAAAUCUUUUAAAAAAUGAUUUAAUACAAAAAAUUGUGACCCUU
Messenger RNA from Lottia gigantea (owl limpet), 1325 nucleotides. RefSeq lists its product as hypothetical. The coding region runs from base 77 to 814 and encodes 245 amino acids. Gene Ontology annotation, biological process: cytosolic ribosome assembly; maturation of 5.8S rRNA; assembly of large subunit precursor of preribosome. The transcript has 7 exons. Gene Ontology annotation, cellular component: nucleolus; cytosol; preribosome, large subunit precursor. NCBI's taxonomy places the organism in Eukaryota, Metazoa, Mollusca, Gastropoda, Lottiidae. The record is from RefSeq and is a predicted model, not a curated record. Gene Ontology annotation, molecular function: ribosomal large subunit binding.